This is a messenger RNA of Hepatospora eriocheir, 1053 nucleotides long. The record is from the annotation of a GenBank genome assembly. Lineage: Eukaryota; Fungi; Microsporidia; Hepatosporidae.
AUGAUCUUCUUUAAAGUACAAUCAUUUGUUAAAGAUUAUAAAUCAGCUGAUGAUGUUAGGGAAAUUAUAAAUGAGUUAGAAAAGAACAAAUCUACUAUUAAGAUUGUUGAUUUAAGUGAUAAUAAUUACUAUCCAGAGGCUUUUAAAGCAAUUAUGAAUACAAUUAAAGGGUUAAAUAGAUUAGAAACUAUUAAAAUUGAUAGUAUUUGUGGAGGACUAGAUAAAGAUAUGAUAGCAGAGAAUAUAAAGUCUUUGUAUGAACCGGUUGUAGGUAGGAUAAAAUCAAUUGAUUUAAAUUCAAAUGCUUUAUCAGCUAAUUUUCCAGAAGAAUUGUGUAAAUUGAUUGAAGAUUCACCAAUUGAACAUUUAGAUCUUAGAAAUUGUGGACUGGGAAAUGAUGGAAUUGAAAGAAUUGAGAAAUGUUUAAUUAAUAAGAAAAAACUUUCUUAUUUGUCUUUAGCAAAGAAUGGAGCAAAUUAUUUUAGUGAAUCUUUUGGUGAAACAAUAUCAAAGUUAACUAAUUUAAAAACUUUAAAUCUUGGAAGUAAUUACAUUCAGACAGACAUGUCAUUCCUUUUUGAUUUAUUUAGUAAGUUAAAUUUAAAGUCACUUGAUAUAUCAGGAUUUAUGAUAGAUGAUGAUAUAAAGUUAAAAGAGUAUAUACAUUCAUCAACCCUUGAUAGUUUGGCUGCUCGUGAUAUUAAAUCAAGUGAUUCAGAAGUUAUCUAUAAACUUUUAGAAUUCUUAAGUAGUAAACCAGAAGUUAAGUAUAUGCCUGGAUCAUUACAAGAUAAAGAAGAGUUAUAUCUAGAUAUUUCAUUUAAUUAUUUAUCAGAUGAAGAGGAAGGAAGGGCUUAUAAUAAUUUAAUUAAAGUAGCUAAAAGGUAUUCGUUAACAAAACUAUUGAUUUAUGGUUGUGAUAUUAUUGAUGAAAGAGAAGAUUUUUCUGAAUUAAAAUCUCUAAUAAAAGGAGAACUUGUAUUAGAAAAACCUAAACCAGUUGAUCUUAAAGAUGUUACUUCAUUAGCUAAGGAUGUAAAAGAGUUAUUAUAA